AUGACAGUGAUCAACGAGCCCAUCCUGCAAGUACGAAAGUACAGCUCGUUCUCCAGACUGCUCCGGGUUCCGUCAUGGGUGCUACGGUUUGUCCACAACAGCAGGAGCCCUUCCAUCAAGGACAGGGGUAUGCCAAGUUCAGAAGAGAUUAAUGCGGCAGAGCACUAUUGGAUUCGAAAUGCUCAGCGUGAGUCUUUUGGAUUGCAGCCUACCACCCAAACUUCUCUUCGGAACGUCUCCUUGUUUCGCGACGACGAAGGGAUCCUCCACAUGCAAGGACGUCUCCAGUACGGUGUCUUUCCUCAUGCAGUCAAGCAUCCUAUAGUCUUGCCCUCGGACCACCCUGUCACAGCCAUGAUUAUCAGGCAGACUCACUUACGACCACCCUAUGGAGAGAGCAAUGUUUCAAGAAAGUGUUACAUCCUCAUCUUCACUUACGCCGUAACUAGGGCAGUUCAUUUAGAGCUCACAGAAUCUAUUACUGCCGAAGACUUUUUGAAGGCCUUCGAGAGAUUUGUAUCGAGACGAGGUGUGCCAGGAACAGUAUACUCUGAUAAUUUCCGCACCUUCAAGAGUGUGUCCCGUGAACUUUCCGUUGGCCAGCUGUCGCAGGAUCCAGAUGUGAAGGGGUUCCUUACGGUACAUCGGAUCAGCUGGAAGAUUAUCGUUGUGCGCGCUGCCUUGUGGGGAGGCUUUUGGGAACGCCUAAUAAAAAGCGCCAAGGUGUGUCUACGGAAGAUACUGGGCAAAAGCACCCUAACAUACAGUGAGCUUGCCACUGCUGUCACGGAGGUGGAAGCCGUUCUGAACUCACGGCCCUUGACUUAUGUUUCCGAGGAUCCAGACGAUCUCUCCGUGCUCACGCCUGGUCACUUCCUGGUUGGUAAACGUAUUACAGCCUUUCCCUACGAGCCUGCAGUCGAGUUGCGUUCGACGUCAAACCAGCUGAGGCGAGUAUGUAAGUACCGCGAGCGCUUGAUGGAGUCGUUUUGGACUAGAUGGACCAAGGAGUAUAUCCUGUACCUGAGAUACACGAACAUACGCAGGCCACUUUCAUCGUGCAGCGUCAAGACAGGAGACAUCGUUCUCAUAGCCAAGGAGAAUGCGCCUCGGGUGUCUUGGCCCCUUGGCCGCGUUGAAAGUACAAGAGAGAGCGCCGAUGGCCGCAUCCGAUCUUGUCAGGUCAGGAUAUCGGGGGGCAAAGUUGUCUGUAGACCAAUUCAACUGCUACACAAGUUAGUGGCAGACGAAGAUUAA
Molecule: messenger RNA, 1257 nt
Organism: Ornithodoros turicata
Lineage: Eukaryota; Metazoa; Arthropoda; Arachnida; Ixodida; Argasidae
Exons: 2
Coding region: 1-1257 (418 amino acids)
Biological process (GO): DNA integration
Molecular function (GO): nucleic acid binding
Source: RefSeq, a predicted model, not a curated record